GUAUAAACAGAAGUUCCCCAAGAAGGCUACAUGAUGCUAUAUACCGUAUCUAGUUUCUGAUCCUUGCCUCUGAUCCCUCCAAACUAUGGCCCAUGUCCACUGUAAUUGGGCCUCCAAAGGUACAUGCUGGUGAGCCUAUGAAAUCGAGAGAAGUGGGACCCUUGAGAACAAGACCCCAUCCAAAGCAAUAGGGAGAGGAAAGGGUCAGGGGCAUUGUACAGAAACACACAGUAUGGGACGGAGCAUCCUAGAAAGAGCUACUUUUCCAAUUGCCUUUGUAAAUUAUAGCGAUGUAGCAUUGCUGACAUUUAUUUUGGGAGGUGGGGGCGCUGGCUUCUUUCAUUUGCAAUGAAACAGUUGCCACUUCGAGAGCAAUUUCAAGGAGAUUUAGCUUAAUUUUUCAUCCAUCUGCCCAGCUUGCAGGUUUUGGUGUGGGUUUAUGAUGAGAGAGAAAAUUAGGGUUUCAGAGGGCGUCUGUGAAUUUCUAUGAUGGUUGCUGCAGUAUCAGCUACACCAAAUCCGAAGACCUCGUCGCGAGAAGGGAGUCAUCAGAACCCUACAAGGCCUCCUCUGAUUCCUUCUGAGGCCGACAAUGGGGUGGCUCUUCGAAGACCUAAGGGUAGAGAGGUUACUUCCCGCUACCUAUCUUCUUCUACUUCUACUUCCACUUCUUCUUCCACGUCUUCCUCUUCGUCUUCCAGGCGCUGCGCAUCUCCAUUGGUUUCCAGGACCGCGUCUUCCUCCGCUGUUAUGACGCCGAUGCCUGCGCCUUCCUCUCUGAUCAAGAGGUCGCAGUCUGUGGAGCGGAGGCGCCCGGUGACGCCUCGUCCCAAUACCUUUGAUUUCAGACCUGGCAAUGCUGGAGAAGUGACCACCGCUUCUAAGAUGUUAAUUACGUCCGCCAGGAGUUUGUCGGUUUCCUUUCAGGGGGAGUCGUUCUCGCUUCGGGUUAGUAAGACAAAGCCGGCGCCGGCUAGUGUGAGGAAAGGUACUCCGGAGAGGAGGAAGCCAACGCCGACGAGAGCGGAUCAAACGGAGAAUUCUAAGCCUGUUGAUCAGCAUCGGUGGCCUGGGAGGUCGCGGCAGGUUAAUUCAUUGACUAGAAGCAUGGAUUGUACUGAUGAGAAGAAGAAAUUGGGUGGAUCUGGGAUUAUGGCUAGGUCGUUGCAGCAAUCUAUGAUUGAUGAAAGAAAUCGGACUCCAUUGGAUGGAAGAUUGAAUUUGGAUUCGGGCAAUGCCGAGUUGGGAAAGGCAAAUGAACUUGUUAAUGCCAAUUCAGUUGUUGGAUCUACUAUGACAUCUGAUCCUGCUGCUUCUGAUACAGAAAGUGUAUCUUCUGGAAGCACGUCUGGAGCACAGGAGUCUGGUGGCGGAGGUGGUGGUACUCAAGGGCGGGGUGUGCCCCGGGGGAUCAUGGUGCCCGCAAGGUUUUGGCAAGAGACUAGUAAUAGGUUGCGCCGUACACCAGAGCCCAGCUCACCACAGUCAAAGAGCAAUGGAUUGAGAACACCGGCAGUCCCACCGAAGCUCAUUGCGCCUAAGAAAUUGUUAACUGACAGUCCUAUGUCGUCUCCCCGGGGAAUCCUACCUAGCAGGGGGCAGUCUCCUCUACGUGGGCCUGUUAGGCCGGCAUCGCCAAGUAAGCUUGUGACAACCUCUACAUAUUCUCCCUUAAGGGGGAUGCCCAGUCCAACUCGGGUUAGGGCAGUGGUUGGCUCACUGAAUGGUAAUUUGAGCAACAACCCAUCUAUUCUCAGUUUUGCUGCUGAUGUACGGCGGGGGAAGGUGGGGGAGAACCGUAUGGUUGAUGCACACUUAUUGAGGCUUUUGCAUAACCGCUAUUUGCAAUGGCGAUUUAUAAAUGCCAGGGCGGAUGCUUCCUUGUUGGUCCAAAGAAUGAAUGCGGAGCAAAGCCUGUGUAAUGCACGGGUAGCUAUUGUGGAUCUGCGUGAUUCUGUCAGGGACAAAAGAAAGAUGUUACAACUGAUGAGGCAAAAGUUGAAGCUAACAACAAUCCUCAAGGGGCAAAUCAUGUAUUUGGACGAGUGGGGUCCUAUGGACAGGGACCACUCAAAUUCCUUGUCCGGGGCCAUCGAAGCUUUGAAGGCCAGCACUCUCCGCCUUCCUGUUGUUAGUGGAGCAAGGGCAGACAUCCAAAAUUUGAAGGAUGCAAUUUGUUCAGCAGUUGAUGUGAUGCAGGCAAUGGCAUCCUCAAUAUGCUCUUUGUUAUCAAAGGUGGAGGAGGUGAACUCCUUGGUGGCUGAACUUGCAAAUACAUCUGCAAAAGAGCGAGCUUGUCUUGAUCAGUGCAGAGAUCUCUUAUCAACACUAGCAGCCAUGCAGGUGACGGAUUGUAGCCUGAGAACUCAUAUAUUACAACUAAAUCGUGUACCAUCAAGCCUGACAACAAAAGUGUAAAGCACAUAUCAUUUGACUGCAUACAUUACAUGCUAACAUCACGUGAAAACCCUUUUUAUCUGAAGCUGCCAAACAGGAGGUAAUGACAAAGAAUCGAGUGAUUGAUUGUGGCUUGUGUGAAGCAGAAGAGUGCUCAUUUUAGCGUUGGGAUACAAAAUGGCAGGAAAUUGUCUUUCUCAUUUAAAUUAGCUUGUAUACAGGUCCUUUCUCUAUAGGCUUAGAUGAAAGCAUAUGUAAAUAUGUGUAAUGAUGUUUCCAAUUUCCCGUCAUUCAAUAGUGUCUUUCCCUGUUUUCUUUUGGUAUUCA
Vitis vinifera (wine grape) is the source of this 2724-nucleotide messenger RNA. Its product is annotated as QWRF motif-containing protein 2. Gene Ontology annotation, biological process: centrosome cycle; spindle assembly. Gene Ontology annotation, cellular component: centrosome; nuclear microtubule; cytoplasm. Gene Ontology annotation, molecular function: microtubule binding. NCBI's taxonomy places the organism in Eukaryota, Viridiplantae, Streptophyta, Magnoliopsida, Vitales, Vitaceae. The record is from RefSeq and is a predicted model, not a curated record. Bases 487 to 2418 code for a protein of 643 amino acids. The transcript is spliced from 7 exons.